Messenger RNA from Branchiostoma belcheri (Belcher's lancelet), 1431 nucleotides. RefSeq names its product insulin-like growth factor-binding protein complex acid labile subunit. The record is from RefSeq and is a predicted model, not a curated record. Bases 1 to 1431 code for a protein of 476 amino acids. The transcript has 2 exons. Gene Ontology annotation, cellular component: plasma membrane. NCBI's taxonomy places the organism in Eukaryota, Metazoa, Chordata, Leptocardii, Amphioxiformes, Branchiostomatidae. Gene Ontology annotation, molecular function: protein binding.
AUGGGAGGGCUGCGACGCUUGCUGAUUUUCCUUCUCGUCGUCCUGAAAGAGCCCAACAUGCCAGAAGCUGACUGCAGCUGUGUACCAUCAUCAGACUGCGAGUGCCCCGACCGAGGUUUCACCAACAUCCCACAGGACCUCCCAAGGUCCAUCUCUGGCUUAGAGUUAAGACGUAAUCUUAUUACAACCGUAAACCGGCCCCUGUUGGCGAGGUAUAUAAAUUUGACAAACUUGGGUCUGUCAGGAAACCAGAUAACAAAGAUUACGGCAGAUACAUUUACAUAUCUACCAAAACUCAAACAGUUGGACCUGUCGAAAAGCAACAUAACAGAGAUACAGCCUGGUGCCUUUCAAAAGCUGCCCUUGCUGGAAUCAUUGACGGUGCAUUCCAACCACAUAACAAUGAUUCAGACAGGUACAUUCGCAAACCUAUCCCGUUGCGAAUUUUUGUACCUGUCCUUCAACAAGAUAACUAUCAUCAGUUCUGGCACAUUUGACAAUCUGCCCCGACUCAAAAGGCUGCACCUGUGCCAAAACCAGAUAACAGAGAUUCAAACUGGUGCGUUUGCUAAUUAUCUACCCCAACUCGAACGGUUGGACCUGUCCUCCAACAAGAUAACUAUCAUCAGUUCUGGCACAUUUGAAAAUCUUCCCAAACUCCAAAGGCUGUACCUGAACAAAAACCAGAUAAAAGAGAUUCAAACUGGUGCGUUUGCAAAUCUACCCCAACUCGAAAUGUUGGACCUGAACUCCAACAAGAUAACUAUCAUCAGUUCUGGCACAUUUGAAAAUCUGCCCAAACUCCAAAGGCUGUGCCUGUUUGGAAACCAGAUAACAGAGAUUCAAACUGGUGCGUUUGCAAAUCUGCUCCAACUCGAAAGGUUGGACCUGUCCUACAACAAGAUAACUAUCAUCAGGUCUGCCACAUUUGAAAAUCUGCCCAAACUCCAAACGCUGUACCUAAAAAAUAACCAGAUAACAGAGAAUCAAACUGGUGCGAUUGCAAAUCUACCCCAACUCGAAGGGUUGGACCUGGCCUACAACCAGAUAACUAUCAUCAGUUCUGGCACAUUUGAAAAUCUUCCCAAACUCCAAGGGCUGUACCUAAACAAAAACCAGAUAAAAGAGAUUCAAACUGGUGUGUUUGCAAGUUUACCCCAACUCGAAAUGUUGUACCUGAACUCCAACAAGAUAACUAUCAUCAGUUCUGGCACAUUUGACAAUCUGCCCCGACUCAAAAGGCUGAACCUGUUCCAAAACCAGAUAACAGAGAUUCAAACUGGUGCGUUUGCUAAUCUACCCCAACUCGAACGGUUGGACCUGUCCUCCAACAAGAUAACUAUCAUCAGUUCUGGCACAUUUGAAAAUCUGCCCAAACUCCAAUGGCUGAACCUGGCCCAAAACCAGAUAACAGAGAUUCAGGCCGGAUGA